Molecule: messenger RNA, 3533 nt
Organism: Chroicocephalus ridibundus (black-headed gull)
Lineage: Eukaryota; Metazoa; Chordata; Aves; Charadriiformes; Laridae
Gene: TMCO4
Product: transmembrane and coiled-coil domains 4
Exons: 14
Coding region: 64-1896 (610 amino acids)
Source: RefSeq, a predicted model, not a curated record
AGCGGCGGCUCCUCUCUGAGGCCGGGCCGGCAGCAGGUCGGGUCCGGGCCGGGAGAGGUAAAAAUGGCAGCAGAAGAGAAGUGGAAAGGCUGGGCUUCGAAACAGCAUAGAGGAGCUGAAGAGGCAGGUGAAAAGGAACCAUGUGUGCUUCUGGGCCAGCGGCUGGGUGAAGCGGGAAGAUUUGCUUACGCAGCACUUUGUGGGAUAUCCCUGGCAUGGCUGUUCCCUGAAGAAGAGCAAAGCUCCUUCAGGACGGAAUUCAUUGAGGGCUUUGUGAAGUGGCUGGACCUGCCCGAUGCUGUCUUACCUGCCAUGACAGCAUUUGCUAGUGGCUUAGGAGGUGAGGGCACAGAAACUUUUGCGCAGAUAUUGCUGAAGGAUCCCAUCGUGAAAGAAAACCCAGUUGCCAUUACCCAGGACCUUCUAGCCUUCUCUCUUAGAGAUGGGUAUUACGAUGCUCGAGCGAGGGUGUUGAUCUGCCACAUCAUCUGGCUGCUGAGAAUCCCCUUGGAGGAGCUGGAAGUCCUGGAGGAAUCUCUGCUUGAGAGCCUGAAGGAACAAAAAGAAGAAGAGUCAGAAACUGCAGAAGUAUCAAGAAAAAAGAAAGAAAGAAGAAGAAAGCUGAAGAGAUACCUGCUGAUCGGUCUGGCAACUGUUGGGGGCGGAACAGUGAUCGGCUUGACGGGGGGUCUUGCUGCCCCUCUGGUUGCUGCGGGAGCUGCUACUAUCAUUGGAAGUGCUGGAGCAGCUGCUUUAGGUUCCACUGCUGGAAUUGCUGUCAUGGCAUCGCUUUUCGGAGCAGCUGGAGCUGGUCUUACUGGAUACAAGAUGAAGAAGCGUGUGGGAGCCAUAGAAGAGUUUGAAUUCCUCCCACUUACUGAAGGCAAGCAGCUUCAUAUCACCAUAGCAAUUACUGGAUGGCUGUGCACUGGCAAAUAUGGGAGCUUCACCGCACCGUGGAGCAGCAUGUUGCAGUCGAGUGAGCAGUACUGUCUGGCCUGGGAAUCCAAGUACUUGAUGGAGCUUGGCAACGCCUUAGAUUCCCUGCUGAAUGGGUUUGUGAACAUGAUGGCUCAAGAAGCCCUAAAAUUCACUGUCUUGUCAGGUAUUGUGACGGCCUUGACUUGGCCAGCUUCCCUCUUGACUGUUGCCAGUGUCAUUGACAACCCCUGGGGAGUGUGUCUCCAUCGGUCUGCUGAAGUAGGCAAACACCUAGCACACAUCCUGCUCAGUCGACGGCAGGGCAAGCGACCUGUCACACUGAUUGGCUUCAGUCUGGGUGCAAGAGUCAUUUACUUCUGCCUGCAGGAGAUGGCUCAAGAAAAAGACUCCCAAGGGAUCAUUGAAGAUGUGGUCUUACUGGGAGCUCCAGUGGAAGGAGAAGCCAAGUACUGGAAAGCUAUCACAAAAGUGGUGUCGGGCAGGAUCAUAAACGGCUAUUGCAGGGGGGACUGGCUGCUGGGGUUUGUAUACAGAACCUCGUCUGUCCAGAUCAACGUUGCAGGGCUCCAGCCAGUCGACUUGGAUGACAGGAGGAUGGUAAACAUGGACCUUUCAUCUGUAGUAAACGGCCACCUGGACUACAUGAAGCAAAUGGACACGAUCCUAAAAGCUGUGGGCAUUAAAACCAAGGAGUGUCGGCUGGAAGAGAAGGGCAGCGGCAGCCUUUUCUCCCCUCUAGCCGAGAAAUCGCAGCAGGCAGCGGGCGGCGAGGCUCGGGAAGAGGAAAACACCGUGCGAGAGGAGAAUGCGGCUGACGGUGAGGCUCUUCCAGCCGGCCACGCUCACGGCCGUGAUUCCCCCAGCUGUCUCUUGGGAGAAGCCUCGCUGCCUUGCCCAGACUGUUCAAACAGCGGGGACAGCAAGAAACAGGCAGCAGGCGAGGGAGCAAAUUAGAGCUCUUCGUGUUGGGCAGAGAUGCUCAGACAGCAUUAAAACUGCUUCCAAAGCACCGUCCGUUGCACUGGGAUUCCCAAAGGAGCAUUGGUGGAGCCGGCAGAGCUGUAGCUGCAGUUUUCAGACCGUCCUGAGAGCCUGGAGCGUGGCACCGGUGUGUCACUGGAUCAAAGCUUUCGGAGCAGCCGCCCACGGCGUCUCCCACGGACAAGCAAGGGCUGAUUCCUGCCUGAAUCAGCAUUGCUCCUCAGGAACCGACGGCACUUCCCUCCUCACACAAACUGGGUCUAUUCUUGAGGGAAGCAGCUGUCACCAUUAGGGACUGUCUCUCUGCUACAUAACUCUUGGGAAAGCAGGUGGCUCUGUGGGUAUUUUAAGCGUAUGAUGAAGAGGGGCUUAUCAUUAGGAAAUUAAACCCAUUUUUCCACCAGUGGUCGAUUUGGGUUUUGGUUUUGAGGUGAGCAGGUGUGUUGCAGGCUCUGGCUGCCCAUCUCUGCACGUCUCGGCGUCCGCACUUCGGCUCUGCUAACCGGGGAGGCGAAAGGCUGAGGCUACCCGGCUUCUCUCCCCCCAUCUGCUGCAGGUUUGCUGCCAGGGUUUGGGCACUUUCCAAUCGACAAGACUGUUUCCCUAUCUGCAAGCUGAGGGCGACGAGUGUUCGAGGCCUCAUUACAAUUAGAAACAUGCUUUGAGUCCCUAGGUGAAAGACAGCAGAAGAAACAGAGUGGGCUUUUUAUGAUUUAUUACUUUGUGCAACUUCCUCCCAGGCUUUGCAAGCCAGCAACCCACAGAGACUUUCGGUUUGUGUCCCACACACAUCUCCAGCCUUAAAAGCCCCCUCUAGACAUAUUUUUAAUUGGCUUAGAAUAAAACCAAUACUUGGCAUAGGAUAAACACGAAGCUGUUUGAUUUCUACCUCCUUCCAUAAAAGCGAAUUGGCCCCCACUCUCUUCUCCCUCAGUCUCAAACCAGAGGGAGGGACCCUGCUUUACGUCCCCUGCCACGCGGAGUCUUCCAAAACAGUGUGGGACCCAUCCACAUCUUCCAUAAAAGGUCCUUUUCUGGCCUACUCUGCUGCUCAGCCCAAGAAAACGCAAUCUAGCAGGAACACGGCAGGGGGAUAGACCCCCUUCUGAGAACAUCUCUGUGUUUUUCUGGUUAAAACAAGUGCCGGUCGGUACAAAUUCCUCCCCACAUCCAGGUCUGGAGGGUCUCCUUGAUUCAUGAGGGGAGAAACAGAGCGAUUGCAGCUUCUGAUUUCGGCUCACCCGGAGCCCUCCUCCUCCCGCCCCGUCCCAGCAGCCAGUUUAAUAACCGCCUCUCCUUUCUUUCCCCAGCUUUUUGCAAACCUCACCUGCAAGGUAUUUCUCACCCAGGUGAAAAUGCGGCUGUUUCUGGGGGUGGCGGUUUGACCUGGCGACGCUCAGCAGCUCUGGGUACGGUGCCGGUGCCCGGCUUUUCCUCUCCCCAGUUCCUCCCACCUCCGAGGGGGGCUCGGACCUGCUCAGCUCGGAUCUGGAGCGAUGGAGACGUCUCUGAGGCAGGCUGUGGGAUCCCUGCUGGGCCUGUUUUGCCGGGCAGCCGUUGACGCCGCUGGCUGCAGGAAAGGGACACGAUUUCUCUGCCGCAUGAGAAGG